Rhodamnia argentea is the source of this 3362-nucleotide messenger RNA. Its product is annotated as zinc finger BED domain-containing protein RICESLEEPER 1-like. The coding region runs from base 648 to 2639 and encodes 663 amino acids. The record is from RefSeq and is a predicted model, not a curated record. Gene Ontology annotation, molecular function: protein dimerization activity; DNA binding. The transcript has 2 exons. NCBI's taxonomy places the organism in Eukaryota, Viridiplantae, Streptophyta, Magnoliopsida, Myrtales, Myrtaceae.
GGCCCCUCCUCCUCCUCCUCCCUUUCAUGGCUGCGCUUCGUGCCGCGAAAGCUUUCGUCUUUCGCCCUACCCGAGCCCCGAAAACCUAAUCGGGUCGUCUCUGUCGUUUUUUUUUUUUUUCCUUCUUUUUUCCUUUUUGUGGAGCGCGGUCGGGUUCUGGGCAACUUGACUCGACCUGCGUCCCACUCCCGAUCCGAAACCCAUAUAGGGUUCCGCUAUAAAUGGUCUGUCUUAACCCGACCCGGAUCUUCGCGCGUGCCGGGUGUGUUUCCUGAGCUGGUUGGUGCUGGCGACGGGUUUCGGAUCUUCUGACCCGUCUCGGUCCUUCCUUCCUUCCUUCCUUCCUCCCCCGUGCGUGCUUCCUGGCGCUUUCGUAUUGGGUGUUUGUUGGCGGUUUCUCUUAACGUUUGUUCGGCAGGGGAACGAAACGUGCAGCUUGUCGUGAAUGUUUUGUGCAUCUUCCGUUGCUCCGUCGUUCCUACGUUGUUGGUGUCAGUUUACAGUUUAUCACCGAGUGAAGUAGGAAGCGAGUCUACGUUUCGGUUGAGAUAGACCAACGGGCGAUGCAAUGAUGAUUUGAACAUGAUGGCACCUUUAGUUUCAGCGUCUUUUCUUUAGAGGAUGGUUAUUCAACUUAAGUAUAUGCGAUGGACUUAUCAGAUGCAGUCAUAAUUAACUCAAGCAGAUUAAAAUCAGUUGUCUGGAACGACUUUGAUAGAGUCAAGAAAGGUGAUAUCUGUGUGGCUAUAUGUAGGCACUGUAAAAAGAGACUGAGUGGCUCGAGUACUAGUGGUACUUCUCAUUUGAGAAAUCAUUUGAUCAGGUGUCAGAGAAGAUCUAGUCAUGAUAUCACUCAACUCAUUCCGGCAAGGGAAAGAAAAAGGGAGCGACCGCUUGCAAUUUCAAAUUUCAGUUUUAAUCAAGAGCAAAAAAAGGAUGAAGGGCUGAACCUUGUGAAUAUCAAAUUUGAUUCCGACCACAUGAAGGAUGAUAAUGCAAAUGCGGUGACUGUGGGCAGUAACUACGAUCAAAGGAGAAGCCAGUUUGAUCUUGCGCGUAUGAUCAUUAUACAUGGCUAUCCACUGAAUAUGGUUGAGGAUGUGGGGUUCAAGGUGUUUGUCAAGAAUUUGCAGCCGCUUUUUGAGCUUGUGACAGUGAAUAAAAUAGAGGCUGACUGCUUGGAAAUCUACGAAAAAGAGAAGCAAAAGGUUUUUGAGGUCUUGGAUAAAUUGCCUGGAAGAAUUAGCCUCAGUAUUGAUGCUUGGGCUGGUGCUGGUGAUGUUCGAUACUUCUGUUUGGCCGCAUAUUUCAUAGAUGAAUCUUGGCAGCUGAAGAAGAAGAUACUGAAUUUUGUGUCGGUGGACUCUUCUCACACGGAUGACAUGCAAGCAGAUGUCAUCAUGACUUGUCUCAUGGAUUGGGACAUCGACCGUAAAUUGUUUUCCAUGACUUUUGACGGUUCUUCCUCUGACUUCUUUGUUCUCAGAAUCAGAGAUCGUCUAUCACAGAACAGGUUUCUUUAUGGUAAUGGCCAACUUUUUGAAGUGCGAUGUGUGGCUACUGUUCUCAAUCAGAUGGUUUGGGAUACCUUGGAAUCGCUAGGGGAGGUAAUUCACAAAAUUAGGGAAAGUAUUCGGUACCUCAAAAGUUCACAAGCAAUGUUAGAGAAGUUCAACAAGCUGGCCCAACAAGAAAGCAUUGAUACUGAAAAGUGCUUAACUCUCGAUAACAGCUCCAGAUGGGACUCGACUUACAGGAUGCUUGAGGUUGCCUUGGAGUACAAGAGCGCAUUUUCUCUUCUGAGGGAAGAGGACCGGCUAUUCACGGUUUGUCCUUCUGAUGUGGAGUGGGAGAGAGCCGGCGCUGUUACCGGUUUCUUGAAUGUCUUUCUGGAGAUUAUGAAUGAUUUCUCCCGAAGCAGAUACGCGACUGCAAAUAUAUACUUCCCUCUGAUAUGCGAUAUUCAUUUGAAGUUGAUAGGUUGGUGUAAGAGUUCAGAUGAUUACAUCAGUUCUCUGGCCUUAAAGAUGAGAAGCAAAUUUGACGAGUACUGGGAUAAAUGUAGUUUAGGACUAGCUGUCGCGGCCUUCUUGGACCCUCGGUUUAAGAUGAAGUUGGUAGAGUAUUACUUCCCCCAAAUCUAUGGAAGUACUUCCCUUGAACGCAUCGAUGAGAUAUCCAGCCAAAUCAAGGCGCUUUACAACGAACACUCUGUCGGCUCUCCAUUAUCCACUCUUCAUCAUGGUCAGGCAUGGCAAGUCUGUGGCGGUAGCAGGAGCUUGUCGGGUCCUGGGAACGACGUGAAGGAUAGGCUGGUCGGGUUCGAUAAGUUCAUUGACGAAACGUCUCAGAGCGACGGCACGAAAACUGAUUUGGACAAGUACUUGGAGGAGCCUCUCUUUCCUCGGAAUGUUGAUUUCAACGUGCUGAACUGGUGGAAAGUUCACACCCCGAGGUAUCCCAUAUUGUCCAUGAUGGCACGAAAUGUGCUCGGUGCUCCUAUGUCGAGAGUCCUCUCGGAGUCGGCGUUCGACAUGGGUGGCAAGGUGCUUGACCGGGACCGCAGUUCUCUCAGCGCAGCGACCUUGCAAGCGCUGAUGUGUUCCCAAGACUGGAUAAGAAGCGAACUAGAGGGCUGAUACUAAUUUAGGUAAAACACACUUGGUGUCCGUCUCGUUUCGCACCGAGAUUUUGUAUCUAGCUGUUGAUUUAAUCAAAAUGCAAGUUACCAAUUAUGCUGCUGGGACAUCUUCGGGAUGCUCCUAGUAACCGACGGAUGGUCUCACCAAAUUCAACUCUCUCUCGAUACCGAUAUGCCCAGGCUCGUAUUUCUUUGGGCUGGGCUUUGCUCUGUUCUGCGUCUGAAACCAUAGCUUGCUCGAUCAAUCAAACUAUAGGCGUUGGCUUAUAUUGGAGCAUAUUCGAGGGGUCAAAUCGGUGGAUCAGCUGCAGCUUCGAGAGAGGACAUCUGGGAGAGAUUAUGGUGUCCCCCACUUUGUCAAUAAUUCUGUGGGGUAAACAAGAUUAAGAUUCUCUUUGCUUGGACCAGUAUGGCAAAGGUCCAAUUACUUGGAACACAGACAGGAUCAUGGGAAUACCGUGGCGUGGUAGUACUGGCUUUAGUCCAAAGUUUUGGAGGUCCAAGAAUUGACUAAGUUAUGACUCAUACUACAAAAGAAGACACGGAACUUAGACCAGUGUCGUACGGUGAUUCUACAUCGGCAUUGAAUGAAACUCAAAGUGCGGGACAGAAAUGCUUCUGGUCCUCUUUGUUCUUGUCCUGCAAAUUUUUUGAUUAGAUGGAGUGAUGGUGACGGGGUAUGUAUGAUCGGGCAUUUAUGGAAUUAGGUAAUUGCAUUCAA